Messenger RNA from Hevea brasiliensis (rubber tree), 1321 nucleotides. Its product is annotated as 2-hydroxyisoflavanone dehydratase. The record is from RefSeq and is a predicted model, not a curated record. Gene Ontology annotation, molecular function: hydrolase activity. The transcript has a single exon. The coding region runs from base 351 to 1259 and encodes 302 amino acids. Lineage: Eukaryota; Viridiplantae; Streptophyta; Magnoliopsida; Malpighiales; Euphorbiaceae.
AAUAUUCAUUUUACAACUUGUCGGCGUUUGUUGCAAUUGUGUUUCAAUCCAGCUUAUGCAAGUGAUGCCUGGGGAAGGCUGGUCCUCUGUUUGUUUCUAUGUCCGAAAACUACUUGUCUUUCUCAGUCGUCUGGACCGUUAAGUGUGGUAUUAACCGUUAAGUAACAAUGAGUCAACUCGAGAACGGUAGCUAGAAGAUCCUUUCCUUUCCAGAUCGCUUUUAAUUACGAUAAAACCCUCCAUUUGCCUCUAACAAGAGCGCGUAACAAUUCCAAAACUCUAUCUAUCUUCCCCAAACUUAUAUUUCCGGUUCUUGCCUCUGAUAACCCUUCCUUUUCUUUAUUUUUUCAAUGGAAUCAGCUGAUAAUGAAGUUGCCCACGAGUUCAGAUUCUUCAGGGUGUACAAAGAUGGUCGCAUCCACAUGUUCAUGCCAACCUGUGAAACAAUCCCACCAUUUGAUGACCCGGCCAGCGGAGUCCAAUCCAAAGAUGUGACCAUCUCAACCCAACCCUCUGUAUCUGUCCGUAUUUUCUUACCAAAACUCCAAAACCCUAAUCAGAAACUCCCUCUCUUAUUUUACAUUCAUGGAGGUGGUUUCUCCAUGAUGUCUGCCUUUUCCCCAGCCUACCACAGUUACUGUGCUGCUCUAGCUGCUGAGGCUAACGUCCUCGUUGUCUCCGUAGAGUACGGUCUCUUCCCAACCCGACCCAUACCCGCAUGCUAUGAAGAUUCGUGGGCAGCGCUUCAAUGGGUGGCGUCUCAUGUGAAUCGGAAUGGACCCGAGCAGUGGUUGAAUGAUCAUGCUAAUUUUGCGCAAGUUUUUAUUGGUGGGGAUAGUGCAGGGGGUAACAUAUCGCAUACUUCGGCGUUUCGGGUCGGGACAAUCGGGUUACCCGCCGGAGUAAAGGUGGUUGGGCUGAUUUUGGUGCACCCAUAUUUUGGUGGCACUGAAGAUGAUGAAAUGUGGCUGUACAUGUGUCCAGAUAAUAGAGGUUUGGAUGAUCCAAGGAUGAACCCGCCUGUGGAGGAUAUUGGGAGGCUUGGGUGUGAGAGAGUGUUGAUUUUUGUAGCUGAGAAAGACCAUUUGAACCCUGUGGGCAAAAACUACCAUGAGAAGCUGAAGAAAAGUGGAUGGAAAGGAAGCUUUGAACUUGUUGAAAACGAAAAGGAAGAACACUGCUUCCAUAUUCGUUAUCCCAACCAUGACAAGGCAUCGGAGUUGAUGAGAAAGUUUGUUUCCUUUCUUAAACAAGAGUAAUUUGGUUCCAUUUGUAAUGUAUGAACUUCCAUUGAAUAAAACAAGGCUUGAUUUAUGAUUAA